Xenopus laevis (African clawed frog) is the source of this 1255-nucleotide messenger RNA. It is a transcript of the gene gemin8.S, whose product is annotated as gem nuclear organelle associated protein 8 S homeolog. The record is from RefSeq and is marked provisional. Gene Ontology annotation, biological process: spliceosomal snRNP assembly. NCBI's taxonomy places the organism in Eukaryota, Metazoa, Chordata, Amphibia, Anura, Pipidae. Gene Ontology annotation, cellular component: SMN complex.
CGAGGAAGAAGCCCAUUCUGAUAACCAUCUCUGCUUAGCAUACUCAUUUAGACCGACCUUCCCAAAUGGCAAGCAUACCCCAUCAUGAAACUGAACCUUGGUACGCAGGGCGGGUUUAUGCCAGGUACUGGAAGCAUUACAGCCAGGCAAUGUAUUGGUUGUACAGACACAAAAGAGCAUACAGUGUGGCUGUGGCAUCUCUCUCCUAUCCACCUUGGUAUCCAGCUGUAAAUUAUCAGAACAGCCGAGGUUCUGAUUGGGAAGGUGGUAAAUUAUCUCAGCCUGACACCUACCCGAGGGCACACCGCCAGGUCAUACAUUCUCAAAGGGCACGUCCAUGUUUAAAAGUAUCAGAGUCCAAAGAAAUUGAGUCUGAAAUGGAGUGUGAUAAUGAAGUUCUAUCUGAUUCUGAGGAGGAAGGCAUUGAAUGUGACACCACCAACAUGGAAAUCACAGAGGAGUUACGAGAGUACUUUGCUGAGACAGAAAGGCACAGGGAGGAGUUGCGAAAGCAACAGCAGCUUGAGGCAGAAAACCAUGAACAGUAUAUAGCAGCCGAUCAUGACCUGCACAUAGCCACAAGAACAUCAACCGAAGCACCCUCAGAAAGACCUGGGGAAAGGCGUAGAGCAGAAAUGAAGAAAUUGUAUGGUGAAGAUGCCCCAAAAAUCCUAGGGAUGGAGACCGCCAUGCAGCUUAACUUUGACAGACACUGUGAUAAAAAGCAACCCAAGUACUGGCCCAUCAUCCCACUGAAGUUAUGAGCCAUUUACAAGAACAUGAAAUUCUGUACAAUGUAAUGAUCAUGUAAUUCGCCACAGCCAUGUCAGCUAGUGAUAGAAAUGAUGUUUAUGUAACUUAUUGAGGUUAUUUUGAAGCUAUAAACAUUUUAACCACUGUAGGAUUCUUAUGUCAAUAAAUAGAGACUGGAAAUUGCCUUAUGCAGCAUUCCAUCUUUGCAGAUCAUUACCAUUUCUGUUGAUUAAAGAGUUUACAUGUAAAUUUAUAAUAGCAAAAAAUUUACAGCAUUCAUGGGUCUUGUAACAGUACUGCAAAUGAGUUAUUAUUUCAGACUGCAGAAUGUCUCAGUACGUGACUAAAAUGUUGAAAAUAAAAUCCAUAAGACAAGAACUGUCUGUAUUUCAUAUUAUACUAUCACCCAGGCAGUUAUUUGGUGUUAAAGAAUGGCAUUCUGUUUACUUGUAAAUAUAUAAGAAGUGUAACUUUGUUUUUUAAACAAAUUAAAGGGACUACU